CCCUUCCACCAAUCGUCUUCACCAUGGCGCUUUGCAGCCGGACCAGCUGCAAGUAGACCCCGAGUUGGCCUGAAGGAGCAAUUGCUGGGAGCUGCCCGCUCCGGAAACAAUGGGAUUGUGUAGGAAGAUUGUUCAGAGUAAGGCCUCGCUCCGCUCCUACCACUUUGGGUUGCUCUUUGUGGCUGCUUUGGCAGUGUUUGCUUUUUACUACUUGGGAUCCAACCAUGAAAAUUUUUCCAGCACCACCAGGAGAAUGAAGGAAAAUCAGGCAGGAAAGAGUUCACAGGGCGACGUUCAGUUGACAGCCAAUCUCAGUGGGAAGAAAGCGGCAGAAUCUCAGGGAAGUGCCCCGUUUGCAAACAGCGAGCCCGGGGAUACAGCGGGGAAACGAGCGGUACUGUUUCAUGCUCUGAUGAUGUUUACCAAGGUUGACAAAAACUACGGUCUCCAAGAGAAAUUUACAGUUGCCAUCAAGUCGAUGGUAAAACACGCAGUGUUUAAGGAUGAUGAGGUACUCUGUCUGCAUUUUGUUGCUGAUGUCCCCAGCAAGAAAAUAGGAGAACCACUUCUACAGCAACUACUGCAAAUCGCAUCCUUUAAAUAUCAGGUUAUAUUCCACGAUGUGGACACCUUGACUCAGAAGUUGUUUCCUGUUGUUGAAGGAAUGCAGAAGCAUUUUAGCUCUGGAUCUGGUGCUUAUUAUAGUGAUGCAAUUUUCUUCUUGUCAGUCGCCAUGCACCGAAUCAUGCCUCCAGAAAUGACUCGUAUUGUGCAGUUGGACCUGGAUUUGAAGUACAUGUCUAGCAUCAGGAGUCUGUUUGGGGAGUUUGAGAAGUUCCAGCCAGGAGCUGUGAUAGGGAUCGCCAGAGAAAUGCAGCCUGUUUACAGGCACACCUUUUGGCAGUAUCGCAGAGAAAACCCCAAAACUAAAGUUGGUAAUCCUCCACCAGACGGCCUCCCUGGAUUCAAUAGUGGAGUCAUGCUGCUAAAUUUAGAAGCUAUGCGGCAGUCAGAACGCUACAAUCAACUUCUGAAUAUGGAGAAUGUACAGAAACUCACAGAAAAGUAUCAUUUUAAAGGUCACCUAGGUGACCAAGAUUUCUUUACAUUGAUCGGAAUGGAGCACAUAGACCUCUUCCAUAUUCUGGAUUGCACAAACAACAGACAGCUCUGUACUUGGUGGCGGGAUCACGGUUAUGCGGAGGUCUUUGAUCUGUACUUCAAAUGCGAUGGGCAAGUAAAAAUUUACCAUGGAAACUGCAACACCCCAAUCCCAGAUGACUGAGUUAAUGAAAUAUUAGAAGUGUUUGCAGAUGCCUUACCAUGCACAAUAUUUUCUAUUGUUGGAAAAAUGUGCUCAUACUACUUGAAAUACGUUUCAUUCAUUAUACCCAUUUUAUAACUUCUAUCUUUAUCCCCUCUGAUUUGUUCUCCCUCCUCUUUCAGAACAGAUUUCAAAACUUUUAAGGGUGUCAUUGAAAUGCUAAAUGCACAAAAAAGAAAAUUGUGAAAUUUAUCAAAGCUAGAAAGUAUGAAUAAUCAAAAAGUGUGCUAUGUUCUCCUUGUACAUGUUUGCCCUAAAGCAAUCAGUAUUUUCUUUACCUGAUUUCCCGUUGUUGAUAUUUUAGUGACAGAAUAUGGUACAAUCUUCUUGAUGGACCAUUUUGCUGCAGGAGAAAUCUGUUAUUUGAUAUGGAUCCACUUGGUCCUACUCCAAGUGAAUCACUGCAUUGCCUGUAUAAAAACAUUUAAAAUAUCUACACAUUGAUGACUGAUUUGUAUGAAAUUGUAUUUGUUCCUUACAUCAUGACAUGACAGAGCAAUCUGCUUUCUUUUGAAACUUGCACCAUGUUAAAUUAAUUCCAAAUAAAGCACCUGAUAUCUUCCAGUUUUCACACUGGAUACAGUCCACUUUUCUAUAAAGUCCUCUCUGAAUUCAGCAACUGAAUUAAAAGGAAAAAAAGAACUGGAAUAUGAAAAAAACUGGGACGCUAUGUGCCAUCUCUUCCUUUAUAUCUUUAUGUAUGGCCAGCCCUAUUGCAAAUUUUCUCAUACUUGUAUGGCUGGUAACAAUUUCAGAAAGAUGGAUUUUCCAUCACAGUAUACAUGAAUUACAGGCAAAAUUACAAUUCUAAAUUAAUAAAUCCAUCAUUUAAAUGAGUCAUUAAUAGUAAAGACUAAUAAAAAGUGCAAGCUACAGAGCAACAGCACAGGUAGUGGCAUUGUGAUAUUGUCACUGGUCUAGUAAAGUCACAGUAAUGAGCUGGGAACAUGUGUUUGUAUUCGACCUCAACAGAUGGUGAAAUUUUAUUUUAGUACGUCUAAUUUUCUUUUUCUAAAAUUACUCUAAUGGUUAGCUCAGAAAACAUAUUUUUGCCUUUUUGAUUAAGAAGUACUGCUGAGGAGACAGACAGACAGACAGACAGACAGAGACCAAGUUAAAGCACUGGGUUUAAUAAACACUGACCUUGAUUCACUUCAUUUGGGGUCCAGUCUGAGCUGGCCUUGCCAGAGUUCAUGCAAUAACAGGGUCAGAAGCUGGGUUUUCCUCCUCCUGCAAACUGUUUUGUAUAGAACCAGCCAGACAGUUAACUCACUUAUUCACCCCUUCUCUCAGCCUCCCACUCACCCCUAACUAAUUACCCCUCCCAUAAGGGACAGCUGCCAUUCCCUUUAGAAAUUGUUUUCUUCCAGCCACGUCUGUAUUGUUUAUGUAGCUUUCUCAUUGUGGUUAAUGCAAUAUUUAAAACUCAACUCCCCAAACGGUUUUGUCUCUUUGAAAAAAGACAGUUGAAGUUACCUUUGUUUAAGUUAUUUCUGUGACCUUGUAAAUUGAGUAAAGCCUUUUUAUUAUAAUACAAAUAAAUGAGCAGUUUUGGUACUGA
Stegostoma tigrinum is the source of this 2885-nucleotide messenger RNA. RefSeq names its product xyloside xylosyltransferase 1 (gene xxylt1). Gene Ontology annotation, molecular function: UDP-xylosyltransferase activity. NCBI's taxonomy places the organism in Eukaryota, Metazoa, Chordata, Chondrichthyes, Orectolobiformes, Stegostomatidae. The transcript has 4 exons. The record is from RefSeq and is a predicted model, not a curated record. Bases 110 to 1285 code for a protein of 391 amino acids.